This is a messenger RNA of Rhineura floridana, 1166 nucleotides long. RefSeq names its product olfactory receptor 10A7-like. The record is from RefSeq and is a predicted model, not a curated record. Gene Ontology annotation, molecular function: olfactory receptor activity; G protein-coupled receptor activity. The coding region runs from base 1 to 939 and encodes 312 amino acids. The transcript has a single exon. Gene Ontology annotation, biological process: G protein-coupled receptor signaling pathway. Gene Ontology annotation, cellular component: membrane. Lineage: Eukaryota; Metazoa; Chordata; Lepidosauria; Squamata; Rhineuridae.
AUGGGAAAAAAUCAGUCAAACCCUUCAACGUUCAUCCUUCUGGGAUUUGGCAAUCACUUUGAACUGAGAAUUCUCUUCUUCAUAUUGUUCCUUGUCAUCUAUGCUUUGUCAAUUUUUGGAAAUCUCCUAAUUGUUUUGCUGAUUGUAGUUGAGCAGCAUCUUCAUACCCCCAUGUAUUUUUUCCUCUUGAACUUGGCCUGCUUAGAGAUCUGCUACACUUCAACCAUCCUUCCAAGGAUGCUGGGCAGUUUCAUCACUGGGGAUAGGUCCAUAUCUAUUAUGGGAUGCAUCACACAAUACUAUUUCUUUUGUUUCUGGGCAGCCUCAGAAUGCUAUCUUCUGGCAAUGAUGUCUUUUGACCGAUAUUUGGCAAUAUGCAAACCUUUGCACUACACAUCUAUUAUGAAUGCUAGACUUUGCAUCCAGUUAGCAGUCACGUCUUGGAUAAGCGGACUAUUGACCACCAUUAUUGUAACUUCUUUUUUGGUACAACUAACUUUCUGUGGGUCCAAUGAAAUUGAUGAUUUCUUUUGUGAUGUGUAUCCUGUGGCAAACCUCUCCUGCAGCAAUACCCAUCUAGUAAAACUUGCAACUUUUAUUGUAGGGUUAAUGGGAACAGGUCCCCCUUUUCUACUGACCUUGGCUUCUUAUGUCUGUAUUAUUCUCAGUGUCUUGCGAAUUAAAUCCAAAGCCGCACAACAGAAGGCCUUUGCCACUUGUUCUUCUCAUCUGAUUGUUGUGACCAUUUUCUAUGGGGCAAUAGUCAUUGUUUAUGUCAUCCCAGAAACAGAAACACUGAAGGAGCUACAUAAAACCUUCUCUUUCUUCUACACCAUCUUGACUCCCAUGUGCAACCCCCUCAUAUACAGUUUGAGAAACAGAGAGGUGAAGGAAGCUCUGUCCAAAUCGUUCAGAAAAUUCAGAAACAGGGUUUCAUAGUUUCACAAUACCUUGAUGGAUCUGGUGAAGCUUACAGAAAUAUAGAUGAACUGAUAAGAAAGCCGUUGCCAUCAGCAGGGAUACUUGAGGAUCCAAUAUUUGUGAAUUCCUCAAUAAAAUGACUGGAUCCAAACAGGGUUUCAUAGCAUCACAGUGUCUUGAUGGAUCUGAGAUGCUUGAGGAAUUCAAUAUUUGUUUACUCCAAUCCAGAUUAAUGUUCAGAUGUG